Hippocampus zosterae (dwarf seahorse) is the source of this 1259-nucleotide messenger RNA. It is a transcript of the gene nkx6-2, whose product is annotated as NK6 homeobox 2. Gene Ontology annotation, cellular component: nucleus. Gene Ontology annotation, molecular function: RNA polymerase II cis-regulatory region sequence-specific DNA binding; DNA-binding transcription factor activity, RNA polymerase II-specific. The transcript is spliced from 3 exons. The record is from RefSeq and is a predicted model, not a curated record. Lineage: Eukaryota; Metazoa; Chordata; Actinopteri; Syngnathiformes; Syngnathidae. The coding region runs from base 260 to 1162 and encodes 300 amino acids. Gene Ontology annotation, biological process: regulation of transcription by RNA polymerase II; cell differentiation.
GGCUGCGCUGUUAUCAGAGGCUCCUCGUUCGCCAGCAGCACACCGCCAAGAGUGCGUCAAAAGCGGCCAGAACAUCACAAGAAGGUCCGAUUUCCUGUCACUUGGCCCGGAGCCCACGCAAGCCGUCCUGCCGCAGACUCACCGAGGACAUCCGGGAAGAAGUCGGCGUGAUCCCGCACCAGGACAGUCGGGGAGCGCGCCCGGCCGGAAGAAUCCGUUAACUUUCAUUGGCGACUUCCUUUUGAUUUCAUGUUGACAAAUGUUAGCUGUGGGACAGAUGGAGGCUAACCGGCAGAGUGCUUUCGUUCUGGGCAGCACCCCGCUGGCGGCGUUGCACAACAUGACAGAGAUGAAGACGUCCCUGUUCCCGUACGCGCUACAGCAGAGCCCGGCGGCUGCUGCGGCGGCUGCGGCCGGCUUCAAGGCGCCGUCGCUGUCCAGCCUCAACUCGCAGCUGGCCAGCGGGGCUACCCCGCACGGAAUAAGCGACAUCCUCGGGAGACCCAUCUCCACCGCCGGCCAACUGCUCUCCGCUGGCUUCCCCAGGAUCAACGGCAUCAACGGGCUGGCCAGCACCGCCGCCGCGGCCGCCGCCGCCGGGAUGUACUUUGGCCCCGCCGUGUCCCGCUACCCCAAGCCGCUGGCCGAGCUCCCCGGGAGGGCGCCCAUAUUCUGGCCCGGAGUCAUGCAAGGCUCCCCGUGGAGGGACCCGCGCGUGCCCUGUCCAUCUCAGUCGAGCUUGAUGAUGGACAAGGACGGCAAGAAGAAGCACUCCAGGCCCACUUUUUCCGGCCAGCAGAUUUUUGCACUGGAAAAAACCUUCGAGCAGACGAAGUACCUCGCAGGCCCGGAGAGAGCUCGCCUGGCCUACUCGCUAGGAAUGACCGAAAGCCAAGUCAAAGUGUGGUUCCAGAACAGGAGGACCAAGUGGAGGAAGAGGCACGCGGCCGAGAUGGCCUCUGCCAAGAAGAAGCAUGACUCGGAGACGGAGAAAAUGAAGGAGAGCUCGGACAACGACGACGACGAUGAGUACAACAAGCCGCUCGACCCCAACUCGGACGACGAGAAGAUCACGAGACUGUUGAAGAAGCACAAAAGCGGCGGCGCGAGCGGCAAUUUGGCCCUCAUCAGCCCCUGUAGUAACAGCUCGGACACCUUGUGAUGACCCUUGAAACCCGCCCCCCGCCCCCCCACCCAACACCACCACACGACCAAAGUGGGGGUGGUCCAGAAGAGACUCUUUCGGAGCCCAUUUACAC